This is a messenger RNA of Hibiscus syriacus, 1515 nucleotides long. RefSeq lists its product as uncharacterized. Bases 50 to 1474 code for a protein of 474 amino acids. Lineage: Eukaryota; Viridiplantae; Streptophyta; Magnoliopsida; Malvales; Malvaceae. The transcript is spliced from 3 exons. The record is from RefSeq and is a predicted model, not a curated record.
GUAGACUUCAAUUACUAUAUUCCCUAACCGCUGCUGCUAUAAUUACUAUAUGUCCACCCGUCUCAACUCCCCAAUCCUACAUCCCAAUGGCCGAGCUGCGGGCGCCACCGAGCUCAAUUGGUGCCGCGCGGUGGUCGGCGGCACCGGAAUCGCCGUCUUGGCGAUCCUUUCAUCAGUUAAUCCCGACAUGCACAUAUCACGUCUCAAAAACGCCAUCCACAAACUUCAAAAUUUGCAUCCAAUUCUCAGGUCUCGUCUCCAUCACAAUCCUAGUGCCAACACCUACUCAUUCGUUACCACUGCUUCCCUUUCCAUUCAAAUCAACCACUUCAACCAUUCCACCACCGCUCAAAUCCUCCAAGGUGGCCAAAACAUCUCGCCCCUCCACUUGAUUCUCGAACACGAGCUUAACCAAAACGCAUGGACUGGUAGUAGUACUUCAUUCAGCACCAAAACCGACGUUGUUUUCGCCAGCACUUACGCUUUGCCUAGUGCAGCGAGGUGGGUGUUGGUGUUCCGCCUACACGCCGCUGCAUGCGACAGGACCACGGCGGUGUCGUUGCUGAGAGAGCUGUUGACGUUAAUGGCGGUUGAAGAUGAGGGUGAGAGAGAAAUAACGAUGAACAAAGGAGAGAUUAGUUUGGCCAUUGAAGAUCUUCUUCCUAAAGGGAUGGCUAAGAAAACACUUUGGGCACGUGGAGUCGACAUGCUAAGCUACUCUGUUAAUUCUUUAAGGCUUACGAACUUGAAGUUCAAAGAUGCAAAGUCUCCCAGAUCUACUCAAGUUGUGAGAUUGCUUAUCAACCCUGACGACACUCACAAGAUCUUGACUGGUUGCAAGGCAAUGGGGAUUAAGCUGUGUGGAGCGUUAAGUGCUGCCGGGUUGAUUGCGGCGCACAGUUCUAAAUGCCAGUCCGAUCAUCAUCAGAAGAAGAAAUACGGUGUCGUCACCCUCACUGAUUGCCGCUCGAUUCUUGAACCUCCUCUCUCCGAUCACCAUUUCGGGUUUUACCACUCAGCUAUUCUCAACACGCACACCAUUAAAGGAGGUGAGAAGCUUUGGGAGCUAGCGAAGAAAAUGUACACGUCGUUUACAAGCUACAAGAGCUACAACAGGCACUUGUCAGACAUGGCAGACCUUAAUUUCUUGAUGUGCAGGGCCAUGGAAAGCCCUGGCUUGACUCCAUCAUCUUCGUUGAGAACGUGUUUGAUGUCGGUGUUCGAGGACACCGUGGUCGACGAGUCGAACGACCAGCGAAACCAAGUCGGUGUAGAGGACUACAUGGGGUGCGCUUCCGCUCAUGGCAUCGCGCCAUCCAUUGCCAUAUUCGACACCGUACGCGACGGCGGACUCGAUUGCAUUUGCGUCUACCCUUGGCCACUGCAUUCAAGGGAACAAAUGCGUGAGCUGGUUGAUAAUAUGAAGUGCGUACUAGUGGAUGCGGGGAACAAUAUUGUUGAUGCUGAAACAUAGAUUUAUGGCUAGUUGUAUUGUGGUGCAGCCUAAUAUAAGGU